AUGGCAAGAGGCGAUAAUAGCCUCGGCCUACUUCCCAGGGCAUGCAGCCGAGAACCCACCACCAAAGUCAGAAACCUCAUCCAAUACUGCCGAGAAAGGAACAGAGGCCUCAUCCUCGGCUGCGAUGCAAACGCACACCACAAGGUCUGGGGCAGCACCGAUAUCAACAAUAGAGGUGAGUGUCUAUUUGAGUACCUGUGCCAAACCAAUCUAGAUAUAGUCAAUAGUGAAAAGGAACUCACUUUCGUCACAAGAGCCAGGCAGGAGGUGCUUGACCUCUUGCUGGCCACUCCCCUGCUUGGCUCCAAGAUUGUCAACUGGCACGUAUCCCGGAAAGCUUCGCUCUCCGAUCAUAGGCAUAUAGUCUUCGAUCUGAGGGUGAGGGUCCCUGUAGAGGAAUUAAUAAGAAUCCCUAAGCUCACGGACUGGACGCUCUACCAGGAGCUCCUAAGGGGAAAAUUAGAAGAUUCCAAGGUAGCCAUAACAGGCAUAGAGGAUCUGAAUAGUGCCUCAACCGACUUGCAUAACAUCAUUCAUAGGGCCUACGAAAGUUGCUGCCCUACUAAAGACAUAAGGUCCUCUUCCACAACAUCAUGGUGGAAUCAAGGCCUGGAGGAGUUGCGCUCCUCGGCCAGAAAGCUCUUUAAUAGGACCAAGAGGACCAAAUGUCAAGAAGAUUGGGAUUGGUACAGGAAGACCUUUACCGAUUACAACAAAGAACUGAGGAGAUCUAAGAGGAAAUCAUGGAGGAGCUUCUGUGAAAACAUUUGCGACUUCCCUGUUGCGGCUCGCCUACAAAGAGUAAUGGCGAAAGACCACUCCAACCAAAUCGGCAGGGCAAAUGGCGAAUACACAGAUGACGCUGGGGAGAUGUUAAGGCUUUUGCUAAGCACUCAUUUUCCUGGCUCUUAUAUUGUCGAGGACAAAUCGAAAAGAGAGGAGGGGACCUCGCUGCCCCGUCACCCCCAACUCCGCAGAGUCAAAAGACUUACCAAUCACAUCUUUGUGCCCAACAGGGUAAAAUGGGCAAUCUCAUCCUUCAAACCAUACAAAUCUCCGGGCGGCGAUGGGAUCUUUCCGGCUCUACUUCAAAAGGGCCUGUUCUAUCUGCUGCCGCACAUUACUAAUUUGUACAAACACAGCUUUAUGCUGGGAUAUAUCCCUGAGCAGUGUAGGCGGGCUAAGUGCGGGCUUCCAGUGCCCAACCCAAUUCGUUCAGACCGAUUAGCCUCACCUCCUUCAUGCUAA
Solenopsis invicta (red fire ant) is the source of this 1248-nucleotide messenger RNA. RefSeq lists its product as uncharacterized. Gene Ontology annotation, molecular function: catalytic activity. The record is from RefSeq and is a predicted model, not a curated record. The transcript has a single exon. NCBI's taxonomy places the organism in Eukaryota, Metazoa, Arthropoda, Insecta, Hymenoptera, Formicidae. The coding region runs from base 1 to 1248 and encodes 415 amino acids.